GGGGCCUCCGCGCCCCUCCGCCAGCGAGCCGCCGAGAGCGGGCGAACUCCGCCAGGGCCUCUCGUAAUGGAGACGACAGCUGCUGGAUUCCUACCCAGGUGUGGUCCUCCCUCAAUGUCACUUCUUCAGAUAGCUCCCCAGCUCUAGAAAAUGAGCAUCCUCAAGAGACCCCAGAGUCCAACAAUAGCGUGUAUACUUCCUUCAUGAAGUCUCAUCGCUGCUAUGACCUGAUACCCACAAGCUCCAAAUUGGUCGUAUUUGAUACUUCCCUGCAGGUGAAGAAGGCUUUCUUUGCUUUAGUGACUAAUGGAGUACGAGCUGCCCCUUUGUGGGACAGUAAGAAGCAAAGUUUCGUAGGCAUGCUGACCAUCACUGAUUUCAUCAAUAUCCUGCAUCGCUACUAUAAAUCAGCCUUGGUACAGAUCUAUGAGUUAGAAGAACACAAGAUAGAAACCUGGAGAGAGGUGUAUCUACAGGACUCCUUUAAACCGCUUGUCUGCAUUUCUCCUAAUGCCAGCUUAUUUGAUGCUGUCUCUUCGUUAAUUCGAAACAAGAUCCACAGGCUGCCAGUUAUUGACCCGGAAUCAGGCAACACUUUGUAUAUCCUCACCCAUAAGCGCAUUCUCAAGUUCCUCAAAUUAUUUAUCACUGAGUUCCCCAAGCCAGAAUUCAUGUCUAAGUCUCUGCAAGAGCUACAGAUUGGCACCUAUGCCAAUAUUGCUAUGGUCCGCACUACCACCCCAGUCUAUGUGGCUUUGGGCAUCUUUGUACAGCACCGGGUUUCAGCCCUGCCAGUGGUAGAUGAGAAAGGGCGUGUGGUGGACAUCUACUCCAAGUUUGAUGUUAUCAACCUGGCUGCAGAGAAGACCUACAACAACCUGGACGUGUCUGUGACCAGGGCCCUGCAGCAUCGCUCGCAUUACUUCGAGGGCGUCCUCAAGUGCUACCUGCAUGAGACCCUGGAGACCAUAAUCAACAGGCUGGUGGAAGCAGAGGUGCACCGGCUUGUAGUGGUGGAUGAGAAUGAUGUGGUCAAGGGCAUUGUAUCGCUGUCUGAUAUCCUGCAGGCCCUGGUGCUCACAGGAGGAGAGAAGAAGCCCUGAGGGGGGGGACAGGCCAGGUAGCGCUGAGGGAGAUCCCCACUCACUGCCUGCCCACAGCUCCGGGAACCACAGAUGAAACCUUGAGAGAAUUGUGACUCCAUGCUCUGCACAGGCGCCACCUCGCCUCUGUCUGCGGCCGCGAAAGAGUGUGGAGGAAAGAGAGUGGAUUCUCAGCUGUUCUUAUCCUCACACACAGGGGAACAAACGGUGGAGUCUCGCCCACCCUAGCCCCUGUCCUCUUAGACAUCGCCCCCUUUCUGGGUAAAUGAUGGACUCUUUCCCCCUCAGGCAAAUCUGAUCUCUAAGAGAUCCCCAGGCCUCACCCAGCCAGUCCCUCUCUCUCUGCCCUUGACUCUGCCCUGAGAUAAUAUAGCACAACAAACGUCUUUAAAAGAUAUUUUUAUUCAUUCUGUUUCAUGCUGUAUGGAGGAGGCUGAGUCCACUUAGAGACAUUUCUUCCCAUAAUGGGAAGUGGGGAGGGUUGUAGGGAGGAGGGCCUUGGGUUCCUGUGCCGUAGGCAUUUGAGGGGAGACUUGGGUGAGGUGGAGGAGGACCGAGUGGUUAGCUGAGGUUAUUGCUUUUUAUGGUAAACCUAAUUAAAAUGACAGGAACCUC
Talpa occidentalis (Iberian mole) is the source of this 1718-nucleotide messenger RNA. It is a transcript of the gene PRKAG1, whose product is annotated as protein kinase AMP-activated non-catalytic subunit gamma 1. Bases 204 to 1103 code for a protein of 299 amino acids. The transcript is spliced from 13 exons. NCBI's taxonomy places the organism in Eukaryota, Metazoa, Chordata, Mammalia, Eulipotyphla, Talpidae. The record is from RefSeq and is a predicted model, not a curated record.